AUGGAGGCAUACAUCACCCUCCUCACCAACAACAACUACGCCAGUGGCGCCCUUGUCCUCGGCCACUCCCUCCGCGCUGCCCAGACCACAAGGCAACUCGCCGUCCUCAUCACCGCUGCAGUCUCGCGUCCCAUCCGCGACCGACUGGCCCAGGUCUAUGACGCUGUUAUCGAGAUUGGCGAAAUCGACUCCCGUUCCACAAAGAACCUACAAUUGCUCGGUCGCCCUGAACUCGGCAUCACCCUCACAAAGAUCCAUGUCUUCAAUCAGACUCAGUACUCCAAGGUCGUCUUCCUGGACGCAGACACCUUGGUCCUACGAAAUAUCGAUGAUCUCUUUGAAACUGCAGCCAAUGGAUCGCUCGACGACAAGGAUCGGAACACACGGUUCGCAGCAGCACCGGAUGCAGGAUGGCCGGAUUGCUUCAAUUCAGGAGUCUUUGUCUGUCGGCCCAAAUACGAGGAUUACGUUGGCUUGAUCGAAAUGGCAGGUCAACAUGGCACCUUUGAUGGUGGCGAUCAGGGCUUGCUUAACAGCUACUUUGACGGCUGGUCCAGGGGUGACGCCAGUAACCGUCUGCCGUUCCUCUACAACACGACGCCAACCUCCGUUUACAGUUAUGCUCCUGCGUUCCAACAAAACAAGGACAAGCUAGCGGUCAUUCAUUUUAUAGGGUCAUUCAAGCCUUGGCAAUGGCUCCGCUUCGCAGACGGAGCGGUCUUUCCACGCAACACCUCUUCUACAGAUUCGAUUGAUCUUGUCCAAAAAUGGUGGAAUGUCUUUGACAUGUUUGUCGGCGGCAAGCCUUCCGAUAUCCAUGAGGUGACACAUGGCUAUGAUCUACCGCCCCAGAGUCAGUGGGACCGUAUCGGUAUGGAUCGUCAGGUACACGAACCAGAGGUCAAGAAAAUGCCACACUAUGACGGCUGGUUCCAGCCUUAUGUCCAUCAGGGCCAGACGCAACCACCGCCUCCUGUACAUCACCAGCACCAGCACCACGAACACCAACACCACGAACACCAACACCAUGAUCAUCAACAUCAGGAACACCAUCACGAACACCACGAACACCAACAUCAAGAACACAGCGACCACCAGCACCAGCAACACCAUGACCACCAUCAGGAGCAUCACCAUCACGAAGAGCAUCAUGAACAUAACCCCGCAGGAGCUGGAGGAGGGGAUCAAAGUCAUCCGGCCGACCAUCAUCCUCCGCGCGAAGAGCAGUGGCGACCCCCAAUCCCGCCGCGCGUGGCGGAGAGGAUAGAGUGGCAUCAUGGUCACCAGGACCAACAUCACGAACAUAGCCAACAUCACGAUAUUGCCAAAGAGAGACAGGAGCAGGAGCACGAGCAACAUCACCACCAUCACCAUCCCCAGUUUGUACACAACCCUCACCAUUUGACCGACUAUCAUUACCAGCCGCCUCCUCCCCCUCCCAAGGUCCCCGACCUGCCGGAGCCUGACGCAAAUCGGUACAGUCCUAAUGAAGGCGCGAAUGGUGUAGAUGAGAGACAGGCUCAUCAUUCUUUCCAGAACUCCGAGAGCAUAACCGAUCGAGAGCUCAAUCCACACCACUUGACAGACUAUCGCUACCGUCUCCCCAUCACCAUCGACUCAUCCAAGGAUACUACUGCAGGUGGGGCCUUCAAAGCUAUCAUACCCGAGCCCAUCGGACUUCCAGAUAUGUACUACCCCAAUGCCUGGGACCUUCCUGAGGAUCCUCGCAAGGUCUAUCCGCCAUUACCCGUGAUGCCGCUGGUCAUUGAGGACACCACAAAUGCCGAUAACACACCCGUCCCUUCUGGAAAGGGAAGGCCAAUCUUUCCGUGGGAGUCCAGCGCUCCUAACACACCCAGAAUUGCUCGGACGCCCACCAGGACGUACUAUAACUAUGCCGCUAAUACAGAGGAACGUCGCCGACAAGAGGAAUUGGAAGAAACAAAGCGGCUAGAGAGAGAGGAGAAGGCGCUGCAAUACAUUCAACUACAAGAGCACGAACGGUACGAGCGUGAGCGCAAAAAACAAGAAGCCCAGGAGCAGUUAACGGGCAGUCAGGCAUUCGAAAACUUUAGGUUGGUCAAUGCCUGGGAUGUCGAUAUCGGCGUUCAGAUGUCUAUCCUGCAAAAGACUGAAAAGAGACGCCCUCGGAGCCGCAAGAGUAGCGCUGGUGGAAUCCGCAAGGGCUAUGGUUUGGAGGACAUGCUGGCAUACGAAACAAGGCAGCGUCAGGAGAUGUACGAGGCAGAACUCGUCAGGAAGCGUCUCGAGGAGGAGGACAGAUGGCAAAGGGAGCAAGAGGAGGCUCGAAUCAAGGAGGAGGAACUUCGUCAGGAGAAGUUACGGCUGACCAAGCUUGCCGAGAUCAGGGCUCAACAGCGCCAGCGUCAGAAGGAACAGACGUCACCCUAUGCCUUUAGGAACGCCUGGGACCCGCCCAAUGUAGCGUUGACUAAGAAGAAGUUGCGAAUCGAGGACGAGGAAGUAGGCCUAGCGCUACCCCUUCGACGCGACCGUCGCUCGACGCUGGAGUUUGGUGCUGGUGGCGCUAGCGCUAACGGCGGCGGCCUUUCACAAUCAAAUGCUGCGUGGUCGGGCCAUGGGGCAUCUGCAGUCGCAGCGGCAGCAGCCGGUGAGACUGGUAUCGCCAUUGCUGCUGGCAGUCGCUCAGGCCGAGUUCCAAGGCCCAGGGACACUGUAUCAGAAGACAUGGCAGUCGAAAUUGUUCAACACCAGGCCAAACAUAGUGCUCCAUCUCCCAAACAGAUUACCAGAGCAUCAGGUGCCGCUUCAAGCGACGCAUCGGCAUCCCUUCUAGAGGCACAUGGCGCUGUUGCAGGCAGGUUGGGUACAACAACGACCACAAGCGCCGCCAGAGGUAGCACUUCUUCGUCAUCGAUCACCACAACGAAAAUGACCGCCCCAGGCUCCCACCGAUUCGUGAGAACAACAGUGACUACGACGAUUAUUCGCCGCAAGUAUGUCGACGGUGCGAUGGUCAGCUCCAGCUCAAACAGCAGUACUACCGGCGGUGAGAAGAUGUUUGAGAUCCCGGCAAGACCCCGCUCUGGCAGUUACUUUGGGGAACAGGCUCGGCGCACAGAGACGAUUAACAGUUCAAAGGAAGCCAGUCGUCUUACAACGGGGACCACAUCAGGCAGCAGCGGUAACACAUUUACUUCUCAGUGUCUGAUCACAUCAGGGCAGUCGACAGAGAGCAAGAGUGCCUCCACCUCUCAGCAUAUGAGCACAUCGAGACAAGUUGCAGAGAGCAUGAGCACCAGUAUAGAAGGAUACGGCGACUCUCGAGAAUUGCAGCAUGCCGAGCGAACGAUCGCAUCUUCAGAUCUGUGCAAGAUGGGCGAACGAACAACGGCCACGGCAACAAUGUCGGUGAUGUCUAAGUUCGGCAGCAGAACGACCUCUUCUGAGAGCAGUAUCUCUGAUGUAACCACCUCAGAAACUGUGCACACGUUCGUUGACGAAGGCGAACAGAAAAGGCAAGGUGGGCUCUCCCUGCAGAUUGAUACCAAGAGCCGUGCAUUCGAUCGGGACGAUGAAGAAGAGGAUGUUCUCGAAGCAGCAGAGCGACAACGACUACGGGAUAUCCGUGAGAAGAACGCAUCAGCAGCAGCAGUCGAGCAUGCGAUGCAGGUUCUGUCUAAAUACCCUCAGGCAACGAGUCGAUAUGGAAGACCUGUCUCUAGCAGCAGUACCAGCAGCACCGGUAGCCGGCUUUCGGCCGCUGGGGUUCUGUAUGCCAACGAUCCUAACUUGCCGCGCCAAGCUGCUCUGACCUCGGCAAGUGCGAGUAAAGGAAAGCCACCCAAGGUUCAUGCGGUGCGUGCUUACAACUCAUCGGAAGAUGAAGACAAUCUGGUGUAUGGAGAGGAGGAUAUGGAUGAGCUAGAGUACUUUGGGGAACGCCAUACACGGGCAGCCCUUCCGCUAGGUUCGCCGUACAUGCCAUCUACCCCGCUGGCGUCCUCAUCCCAGCGAUAUGGAGCAUUUACGUCUGGUUACUCGAGUAGGGCAGGUAGUCGAGCUGGUAGUCGCCCGACCACGCCUGGACCUGGGACGCCGUCUCGACUUGGACCUGGUACGCCCAAGGCCACGUAUAAGAGGACGUUCGAGCUGAAGCAAGAGCCGAACAAGACCACAUCAAUCACGAAGUCGGCACAGCAGACUGCACCUGUCGACACUGGGUUCUCCAACUAUAAGAUUGAGUGGAACUGGAAGGAGUUGCUAGGCAAAAAGCCUCGUCACUGGACCGCAGAAGAAGGCGAAGAGCGCUAUGAUCCGUACAACGCCUUAUCGACGCAUGGUUCACAGGUGGAUUCUGACGAGGAUGAUGGACGCAGACUAGAUUCGUCAUCGGAAUCGGACUCUGAGGAGGAAGAGACAACUGGGCGGCAUGCCAAGAGUGAGGGCUCAAAAGGAUCACCCUUGUUCGCAGCGGGAGAAGAUAAUGAGUUUACGCGUGAGUCUGGAUUUGUGAUCAGAGGAGGCAAGAUUGCGCGACGCAGGAGCAGCAUGGCUUUGGAUCGACAGGAGCUCUGA
Gamsiella multidivaricata is the source of this 4560-nucleotide messenger RNA. RefSeq lists its product as uncharacterized. Lineage: Eukaryota; Fungi; Mortierellomycota; Mortierellomycetes; Mortierellales; Mortierellaceae. The transcript has 5 exons. The record is from RefSeq and is a predicted model, not a curated record. Gene Ontology annotation, molecular function: glycosyltransferase activity. Gene Ontology annotation, cellular component: cytoplasm. The coding region runs from base 1 to 4560 and encodes 1519 amino acids.